AUGUAUCUCCGUGCAAUCCACGCCGAGGGCCAAAUCACUGUGCUCCAGCAGCUGAUUAAAGACAACCCGCUAGGCAUCUUGACCACUGCGAUCAAGUCCUCGUCAUAUCCAUUGAUCCAGUCGAGCCACAUCCCGUUUGUCCUCGAUGUUCCGGACACCAGCGACGGGAGCGUGUCGAACGGGGUCCUGCGCGGCCACAUGGCCAAGCAGAAUCCCCAGGCCAAGGUGCUGAUGGAGGCUCUCGCCGCGCAGCACGAACAGGGAGGCAGUCAGAGCCUCGAACUCUCCGACGAAGUGCUGGUGCUCUUCAACGCACCGCAUCACCACUAUGUUACGCCGAAGUUCUACACCGAGACCAAGCCCGCCACCGCCAAGGUCGUUCCCACCUGGAACUACGCCGCGGCGCAGGCGUACGGCAAGAUCCGCAUCUACUGCGAUUCCAAGUCUGAGCAGACCGGCGCGUUCUUGCAGAAGCAGAUUGAGGAUCUGUCGCGACAGUCGGAGACGUUGAUUAUGGGGUAUACAUCGCCCUGGUCGGUGUCCGACGCGCCGUCGAACUACAUUGAGAUCAUGAAGAAGAAUAUCAUUGGCAUCGAAAUCACGAUUGAUCGACUGGAGGGGAAGUUCAAGAUGAGUCAGGAAAUGGGCCAGGGAGAUCGCGAGGGCGUGAUCCGGGGAUUUGAGGCGUUGGACACGGAGGUUGGGAAGGGGAUUGCGCAGAUGGUGAAAGAGCGAGGGGAGCUCAAGGAUCGACCAAAAACUCAGUAG
This is a messenger RNA of Aspergillus terreus NIH2624, 768 nucleotides long. RefSeq names its product FMN-binding negative transcriptional regulator. Bases 1 to 768 code for a protein of 255 amino acids. The record is from RefSeq and is a predicted model, not a curated record. Lineage: Eukaryota; Fungi; Ascomycota; Eurotiomycetes; Eurotiales; Aspergillaceae. The transcript has a single exon.